CUGGAAAACCCACCGCCACAGGGCUGUCUAAUGCGCUUUCGUUUUUAUAUCCAAGCGUCGACGUCUGGACAGACUGUCCACAAGCUCGCAUCUUCCGCAGCGCAACAACACAAACCUCACGCAAAUCCUCCACUCCAAUUGCAAUCAUGGUCGUCGGCUCUGUCCUGGUUGCCGGUGGCACCGGCUAUAUUGGCUCCUUCACAGCUCUCGCCCUGCUUGAGGCCGACUACAAGGUUGUCAUUGUCGACAGCCUAUACAACUCGUCCAUAGAAGUCAUCAAUCGUAUUGAAUUGAUCUCUGGGAAGCGGCCUGCCUUCUACAAGCUCGACAUCACGGACGAGGCUGCGAUCGACAAGGUGUUUGAUGAGCAUCCCGACAUCGACAAUGUCAUCCACUUCGCCGCUUUGAAGGCUGUUGGCGAGUCUGGGGAAAUCCCACUGGAGUAUUAUCGUGUCAAUGUUGGUGGAAGUGUUGCCCUCCUGCGAUCAAUGGAAAAGCACAAUGUCACCAACGUCGUCUUCUCCUCUUCGGCAACUGUCUACGGCGAUGCCACUCGCUUCCCUAACAUGAUUCCGAUUCCAGAGCAUUGCCCCAUCGGUCCUACCAAUACGUACGGAAGGACCAAGUCUACGGUGGAGUCUGUCAUCACCGAUCAAAUCGAAGCUCAGCGCAACAAGGCCAAGAAGGCCGGUAAGUCUGGCGAAGAAUGGAAUGCAGCGCUUCUCCGGUACUUUAACCCUUGCGGUUCCCAUCCCAGUGGAAUCAUGGGCGAGGAUCCUCUUGGCGUUCCUUACAACCUGCUUCCUCUUCUCGCUCAGGUUGCCAUUGGCAAACGAGAGAAGCUCCUUGUUUUCGGCGACGACUACUCAUCGAAGGAUGGAACUGCGAUUCGAGACUACAUCCACGUUUUGGACCUGGCCAGAGGGCAUCUGGUUGCUCUAAACUAUCUACGUGAGCACCACCCUGGUGUCAAGGCAUGGAAUUUGGGCAGUGGAAGAGGGUCGACGGUGUUCGAUAUGAUCAAGGCCUUCGGCGCUGCUGUCGGACACGAUCUAGCCUAUCAAGUUGUGGAACGUCGUCCUGGUGACGUAUUGGAUCUUACGGCUAACCCUAGUCUUGCCAACAAGGAGCUGAACUGGAAGACAGAGCUGACUCUCGAGGAUGCAUGCCGCGAUCUCUGGAAAUGGACGAAGAACAAUCCGAACGGGUACAACCAGAGCCCGCCCAAGGAGUUCUUGGAGGAACUGGCCGCCUCGCGCAAGAAGUGA
Messenger RNA from Mytilinidion resinicola, 1268 nucleotides. RefSeq names its product UDP-glucose 4-epimerase. Gene Ontology annotation, molecular function: UDP-glucose 4-epimerase activity. The record is from RefSeq and is a predicted model, not a curated record. Lineage: Eukaryota; Fungi; Ascomycota; Dothideomycetes; Mytilinidiales; Mytilinidiaceae. The coding region runs from base 147 to 1268 and encodes 373 amino acids. The transcript is spliced from 4 exons. Gene Ontology annotation, biological process: beta-D-galactose catabolic process via UDP-galactose, Leloir pathway. Gene Ontology annotation, cellular component: cytosol.